This is a messenger RNA of Cavia porcellus (domestic guinea pig), 3384 nucleotides long. It is a transcript of the gene Col10a1, whose product is annotated as collagen type X alpha 1 chain. The record is from RefSeq and is a predicted model, not a curated record. The transcript is spliced from 3 exons. The coding region runs from base 286 to 2436 and encodes 716 amino acids. Gene Ontology annotation, molecular function: protein binding. Lineage: Eukaryota; Metazoa; Chordata; Mammalia; Rodentia; Caviidae.
CUCAAGUGUGUGCCAGGGAGUCAUUCCAUUCUUGCAUUCACAAUGGGAUCAAAUAAAUGAAAUUCCCGAAUCCCCAUCCCUGUCUUGAAAAGUCACUGACUGCUGGAAAACAACAGAAAUUUAUCCUCUCCUGGAAAUGAAUCAGAAGGCAGACCACGGCUGGGUAGCCAGCAUAUGAUUCAGCAGAGCUCUGUAUAAGAAGUAGAAAGUUCAAAAACAACCCCAAAAGGACUCUGGAAGUAGGGGCUGGUUUUACCCUUUCUUGGGAUCAUUCUCGACACAUCUAUGAACUUCUGGCUGGGUGUAACAGCAGCACACCAGUGUGACAAGGCUGUGACUUCUAAAGAGCAGCCAACAGCAAGCUCUCAGCAAGUGCAGAGUGGACCUGAGAAUAUGCUGCCACAAGUAGCCCUUUGGCUGCUCCUGCCCUUGAUCCUGGUUCACGGACACUUCUAUGCUGAGCAACAGCAAACCCCUGCAGGUGUGAAAGGCCCGCUGCCCAACGCUGAGACCCGGAUCUUCAUCCCCUACACUGUACGGAGUAAAGGUAUAGCAGUAAGAGGAGAGCAAGGUGUCCCUGGCCCACCAGGCCCUGCUGGACCUCGAGGACACCCAGGUCCUUCUGGGCCACCAGGAAAACCAGGCUAUGGAAGCCCUGGACUACAAGGAGAGCCAGGAUUGCCAGGACCACCAGGACCAUCAGGCAUUGGGAAACCAGGUGUGCCAGGACAUCCAGGAAAGCCAGGGGAGAGAGGACCACAUGGACCAAAAGGUGAUGUUGGCCCAGCUGGUUUACCUGGACCACGGGGCCCACCAGGGCCACCUGGAAUCCCUGGCCCAGCUGGAAUUUCUGUGUCAGGAAAACCAGGCCAACAAGGACCAGCAGGUGCCCCAGGACCCAGGGGCUUUCCUGGUGAAAAGGGUAUAGCAGGAGCCCCCGGUGUGAAUGGACAAAAAGGAGAAGCAGGAUAUGGUAUUCCUGGCCGUCCUGGUGACAGGGGUCUCCCAGGCCCUCAGGGUCCCAUGGGACCACCUGGCCCUCCUGGGGUGGGAAAAACAGGUGAAAAUGGGUUUCCAGGACAGCCAGGCAUCAAAGGUGAUCGAGGUUUACCAGGAGAAAGGGGACCAGCGGGCCUUCCAGGUCCCCAGGGUCCUCCUGGUAGACAAGGGCCAGAAGGUGUUGGAAAGCCAGGAGCCCCUGGAGCCCCUGGCCAGCCUGGGAUUCCAGGAACAAAAGGCCAACCUGGGAUUCCAGGAAUGGCUGGACCCCCUGGGGCUCCUGGUUUUGGGAAACCAGGCUUGCCAGGUCUAAAGGGACAGAGAGGACCUGCUGGACUUCCAGGGAGUCCAGGUACCAAAGGGGAACAAGGGCCGGCAGGUCAUCCUGGGGAGCCAGGUCUCCCGGGAUCCCCUGGAAGUGUGGGACCCCAAGGACCAAAAGGUAUCGCAGGCAACCACGGCAUGCCAGGUCCUAAAGGGGAAACAGGGUCAGUGGGGCCUGCAGGCCAUCCUGGGGCUCGGGGAGCAAGGGGUCCUCCUGGGUCAGAUGGAAAACCAGGGUACCCAGGACAGCCAGGUCUCCAUGGGCCUAAGGGUAACCCAGGGUUACCAGGCCCAAAAGGGGACCCUGGAAUGGGAGGACCUCCUGGUCUCCCAGGCCCCAGAGGCCUCACAGGAAAUAAGGGACUGCCGGGACAAGAUGGUGAAUCUGGCCCAAGAGGUGUCCCUGGCAUACCAGGUACCAGGGGUCCCAUCGGGCCGCCAGGUAUUCCAGGAUUUCCUGGGUCUAAAGGUGAUCCUGGAAAUCCAGGUCCUCCCGGGCCAGCUGGCAUAGCAACUAAAGGCCUUAAUGGACCGACUGGACCACCAGGACUCCCAGGUCCAAGGGGUCACAAUGGAAAGCCUGGUCUCCCAGGGCCCCCCGGCCCUCCGGGACCCCCAGGCCAGGCAGUCAUGCCUGACGGCUUUGUCAAAUCAGGCCAAAGGCCGGGUCUUUCAGGGGUGCCUCUCAUCAGUGCCAACCAGGGAGUGUCAGGCAUUCCUGUGUCUGGUUUUACUGUCAUCCUUUCCAGGGCUUACCCAGCAGUAGGUGCUCCCAUCCCAUUUGACAAGAUUCUGUAUAACAGGCAAGAGCAUUAUGACCCACAAACUGGGAUCUUCACCUGCAGAGUCCCAGGGGUAUACUACUUUUCCUAUCAUGUGCAUGUGAAAGGCACACAUGUCUGGGUAGGCCUGUACAAGAAUGGCACCCCCAUAAUGUAUACCUACGAUGAGUACUCCAGGGGAUACCUGGACCAGGCUUCGGGGAGUGCCAUAGUAGACCUCACGGAGAGCGACCAGGUGUGGCUCCAGCUGCCCAACACUGAGUCCAGUGGCCUCUACUCCUCAGAGUAUGUCCACUCCUCCUUCUCAGGGUUCCUGGUGGCUCCCAUGUGAACAUUUUCCCACCAGCUAACCUAAAUCUCCUGUUUCAAAUGUCAUUUCCAAGCUCCACCCCACCCCACAAAAUGCAUAUGGAGGUGAGCUGAAAAUGUUUAAACAUCUCAUCAAAAAAGUUCUACUAAAGUUAAAACAAAAUCACAAAAAAAAACCCAGAAUUCGAAACUGUUAAAAUUUAAUUUCAGAAACUCAGCAUUUCCUUUUAAAGUAAGCCUUAUUCUAAUAAUUAGUAUGAGAAUCUUUAGGAAACACCGAGGAGGUAACACACAGCUUUGUAGAACUUAAAUACUUGAAUAUCUGCACUUAAGAAAACAUAUGUGCCCCAAGUUACUUGUAACGGUGCAUUAGUCUAUGGCCCAUACGGCUCCUUUUAUCAAGACUGAGUCAAACACACAGGUGCAUACGUACUCUUUGAAGCUCUCAGAAGGAACCAGAACACUGUUAAAAUUAAUCUGAAAUGCCUGGUGCUUUAAGUAAGGAUCUUUUCAAAUUUUUCUGUGAUUGCAGAAAAUCCUUCCAUAGACACAGCACAACUCAGAAAUAGGUGUCUGAUAUUUAUUUAAUACAAAUGUGAUUAAUUUGAUUUAACUCCUUACUGAAUCUUAUGCAACAUUCUAUGGGUUUAGGAACAUUAGCAUAUACACCUUAUGCUUCCCAUCCUAGUGAAAUUAUAACUGGUAUUAAGGAUUUCAAAAUAUGACUAUAAAUGAAAAGAUAUUUAUUUAUGCUCUGUACUGUAUUUGUAUGUUACUGUUUAAAACUUUUAAACUGUGCCUCACUUAUUAAAGCAUGAAAUGUUUAAUCUACUCCUUAUUUACAAAGCAAUAAAAUAACAUCAACAGAUUUUUAUACUGAAUUUACUUGACAGCUGUAAUCUGCUGUUCUCAAUCACACAUGUAGGGCAUUUCAUUUUUGGGAGUUAAGGAGGACAAAACCAUAACGUAG